Messenger RNA from Elgaria multicarinata webbii, 1388 nucleotides. RefSeq names its product Bardet-Biedl syndrome 5 (gene BBS5). Gene Ontology annotation, molecular function: phosphatidylinositol-3-phosphate binding. Gene Ontology annotation, cellular component: ciliary basal body; BBSome. Lineage: Eukaryota; Metazoa; Chordata; Lepidosauria; Squamata; Anguidae. Gene Ontology annotation, biological process: intracellular transport; cilium assembly. The transcript is spliced from 12 exons. The coding region runs from base 21 to 1058 and encodes 345 amino acids. The record is from RefSeq and is a predicted model, not a curated record.
GGAAAGGGCUGGCUGUCGCCAUGGCGGCGGCUGUGGCUGCGGCGGACUCGCUGUGGGAGGACAGGGACGUCCGCUUCGAUAUCUCCUCGCAGCAAAUGAAAAUGAGACCAGGAGAAGUUCUCAUUGAUUGUUUGGAUCCUAUUGAAGAUACCAAAGGAAACAAUGGAGAGAAAGGCAGACUCUUGGUAACAAACUUGCGCAUUAUUUGGCACUCUAUAGUAUUGCCUAGAGUCAACCUCUCUGUUGGCUACAAUUGCUUUGUGAGUACAACAACAAGGACAGCUAAUUCGAAAUUAAGAGGCCAGACAGAAGCACUUUAUAUAUUGACCAAAUGCAACAAUACACGUUUUGAAUUCAUAUUUACCAAUGUGGUUCCUGGGAGCCCCAGACUUUUUGCCUCGGUUAUUGCUGUGCACAGAGCUUAUGAAACAUCAAAAAUGUACCGGGAGCUUAAACUAAGAUGUGCAUUAAUUCAAAACAAGCAGUUGAGAUUGCUACCAAAAGAACAAGUAUAUGACAAAAUAAAUGGCGUCUGGAAUUUAUCUAGUGAUCAGGGAAAUCUGGGUACCUUUUUUGUUACAAAUGUAAGAGUAGUUUGGCAUGCUAAUAUGAAUGAUAGCUUUAAUGUCAGUAUACCAUAUCUACAAAUUCGCUCAAUAAAGAUUAGAGACUCAAAAUUUGGCUUGGCACUUGUCAUUGAAAGCUCUCAGGCGACUGGAGGUUAUGUGCUUGGAUUUAAGAUUGAUCCAGUUGAAAAACUAGAGGAAACAGCAAAAGAAAUAAAUUCCCUUCAUAAAGUAUUUUCAGUUAAUCCUAUAUUCGGAGUGGAUUAUGAAAUGGAAGAAAAGCCUCAGCAGCUAGAAGAUCUGACAGUGGAGCAGGUACAGGAUGAUGUAGAGAUAGAAGCAGAAGAGCAGACAGAUGCCUUCGUGGCAUAUUUUGCUGAUGGGAACAAGCAACAGGACCGUGAACCUGUUUUUUCUGAAGAACUAGGACUUGCAAUAGAGAAACUAAAAGAUGGAUUCACCCUGCAAGGACUUUGGGAAGUAAUGGGCUGACAUUAAUCUAAACAAUAUUGAAUAUCUAAAUAUGAGUAUGUUUAGUCUCUAAAAGUCAUACCUCAAUACUUUUUAAGGAAGAUGCUAAAGCUGAUUUAUGGAAAGUACCUGAUUUUUAUGAAAAUUACGAGGAGUAGAUAAUGAUGUACAGUAUAUAGUUUUAUGUUCUAAAAUAAGAUCUUAUAUUUGUAAGAUAUAUUUAUGUACCGUGUUGUUUUGUAUUUGUAUAUAGUGCUUUCAGCGUUGAAUUAUUUUAAAUUAUUUGCUUAUUUAGUACAUAUGUAUUGAUUUGUAUGAUGGUAAAUAAAACUGUUAUUUAAGAGUAUAAAA